CCAUAAAAGAUACCAGAGAUCCCGGAUUCUUCGACUGUUUACCAUGCAGCUUCUCUGCGUCUUCGUUUGUUUCCUGGUGUCGCUAGUUGCCGGCAGGGGCGUACGAAACGGGUUUCCAAAGUUUCCGCAGCCGUCGUGCGGCUCGAGAAUAGUUCAAUGGAAUCCAAAUCGGGAGGCGAGGGUGAUCGGAGGCGAAGAACCUCCUGUGGGGGCGGCGCCGUGGCAGAUCGACUUGCGGCAGGACGGGAAGCAUAUUUGUGGGGGUGCCUUGAUUGGAGCGAGGCUGGUUCUGUCUGCGGCUCACUGCUAUAACGACGAUUUGACGGCGGUUGCUGGAGCACACGGACCACCAGGUUCGUCACCCCAUGAACAGCUCCUGAAAAUCGAAAAAUUCGUACCUCAUCCCGAUUUCCGAAAACUUGGACACUACUCUCACGACCUAGCAGUUCUGCUGGUCUCCUCUCCAGGCUUCAAGAUGAACAGUCUCGUAGCCCCUGCCUGUUUCUCCCAAGAAUCUCCCCCUUCAGGCACCUGGUGCGAAGUUUCGGGCUGGGGAGCAGAUGACCCCAACGACUUGGACUCCUACUCCUCAGUUUUGAAAAUAGCAGCUGUCCCCAUAAUCUCCUUGGACAAAUGCAGACAGGACUCGAUAUAUGGAGGAAGGCAUCAGCAAAUCCUCGAUUCAAUGAUGUGUGCCGGGCAUUUGAAAGGGGGGAUUGACGCGUGUUUUGGUGACUCUGGGGGGCCUUUAGUUUGCGAUAGGGGCGGCAGGAUGGAGCUGGCUGGGAUCACUUCUUGGGGUGAUGGGUGUGCCAAGAAAAACAAGCCGGGGGUUUAUACGAGGGUAUCCAGUUUUUUGCCCUGGAUAAAUGAUUGUGCACAAGAUAUGGGGGUUGAUUUUUAGUUCUCCGAUUUGUCGUGAUUGAGAUUGUGCUCUGCGUCAUCUUUCUAGUGAAAGAUGCAAUACUCUAGCAGAUUUAUUUUUGAAAAAGUCGUUGAAAUGGAAAUGAUAAUGUUCUUGAGAUAUUGUACUGGCAUAGUGUACUGAGUUUGUCUCUAACUAGUAUUCAACCGAAAAAGAUAAUGAAUUGAUUAGAAUAAGGUUAGAAUUCGAAAAAUAGUUUAACUGACAGACUUUUUUGGGGUACAAGUCGUUUAUACUCUAUGUUACUAUUUGAUUUCGUGCAUAUUUUUUAUUUUGUCCCACUUCCUUUUUGUUAACCAGUCUGUGAAUUAUUGUGUUAUAGUUGUCAUGUCAGAAGAGAACGAGGUGGCCAUUUUUUCAAAUUAUGAAAGUUAUAUUAAAAGUUAAAGGGUAAAAAACACAAGAAUUUUCAUUUUCACAGUUUUGAUAGAUUUCUGCUCACCAAGAUCUUCUUCAAAAGUUAAAAAAUUAACGCUUUGUUGAAAAUGCUUCACGGAAUUCGCUCAAUUUGUACAAUUUUUUUUUAAUUCUUUGAUUCAAACUGAUUGGAUAUGCAGAGUGAACUAUUUUUCAAUCAGUUCUGGAAAUUCCAAAGAGCCAGUUUGGAAGAACGGUAUAUCUUCCCUAU
Messenger RNA from Leptinotarsa decemlineata (Colorado potato beetle), 1553 nucleotides. RefSeq names its product trypsin. The record is from RefSeq and is a predicted model, not a curated record. Gene Ontology annotation, molecular function: serine-type endopeptidase activity. Lineage: Eukaryota; Metazoa; Arthropoda; Insecta; Coleoptera; Chrysomelidae. Gene Ontology annotation, biological process: proteolysis.